AUGUUGGCAAAUGAAAAUGAUGCGACAAGGGUCAGGAAUCUUUUUCGAGGCUCUGGAGUAAAAUUGGCUUGGCUUGGAAUCGUUGCUAAACCGAAUGGACAUCAGAUUUUCUUGAAUGGACUUGAUGCAACAGCAGCUCACUUUGCUCCCGAUUUCAUGGUCGGAAAUGGAAAUCUGCCGAAAAGCUAUGAGAAUGCGAUCAACAACUGCACGAAAAGGAUAAAUGUCAUUAAUUGCGCCACGUGGUUAUCGAGAGCGAAAUGUUGGAUCAAUCCAAUCAAAGCUUUGCCCACGGCAAUAGCCGAUUACAAAGAGUAUCAACAGUUCAUUCGAUAUCAGGCUUAUUCCAAUCCGGAUAUCGCUUUUGAUCCAAUUUGCUUCAAAAAUGUGAAGGCCACAUUCUUUCCCGAUCCCCAGCCAGUUUUUGAUCUCCAGCAUCCGUACAUGGGCAAUGUGAUGAAUAUGAUUUUCGGAUCAGACACGGGAUUUCCUGACAUGUGGCUAGCUGUUCCCAGUAAACAAGUCGGUGUGCUCUGCCAACGGCCAUUCGUU
Molecule: messenger RNA, 552 nt
Organism: Mesorhabditis belari
Lineage: Eukaryota; Metazoa; Nematoda; Chromadorea; Rhabditida; Rhabditidae
Source: the annotation of a GenBank genome assembly